Mesorhabditis belari is the source of this 5364-nucleotide messenger RNA. The record is from the annotation of a GenBank genome assembly. NCBI's taxonomy places the organism in Eukaryota, Metazoa, Nematoda, Chromadorea, Rhabditida, Rhabditidae.
AUGCGAAUGCCAUCAAUUUUACGAAUAUUACUGUUAUUAUUAUCACAAGAGAAUUUAUUUGUGAAAGGGCUUGACGGGUGGGAAAUACUCGCUGAUUCCCCGAGGAAUCUCUCAAAAAGCGCUCAGCAAUGGGAGGUACUCGACGGGAAAACAAUCGACAUGAGAAAAGACGAGGAAAAGCAACGCUGGGAGAUCGUUGAUGCGAAUUCGACAAAGCCACCAAUGCUCAAAGUUGACUGGGAAGUGAUGGAUGCGACGCAAGAACAAUUUUCGGAGAGAUUAGGGUUACAAGAAAAACAGCUUUAUCCGCUAUUGCUGGAAAAGGAAGCAUUUGAAGAAGAAGAAGAAGAAGAAGAAGAAGAAGAAGAAGAAGAAGAAGAAGAAGAAGAAGAAGAAGAAGAAGAAGAAGAAGAAGAAGAAGAAGAAGAAGAAGAAGAAGAAGAAGAAGAAGAAGAAGAAGAAGAAGAAGAAGAAGAAGAAGAAGAAGAAGAAGAAGAAGAAGAAGAAGAAGAAGAAGAAGAAGAAGAAGAAGAAGAAGAAGAAGAAGAAGAAGAAGAAGAAGAAGAAGAAGAAGAAGAAGAGGAAGAGGAAGAAGAGGAUGAUGAAGAAGAAGAGGAAGAAGAAGAAGAAGAAGAAGAAGAAGAAGAAGAAGAAGAAGAAGAAGAGGAAGAGGAAGAAGAGGAUGAUGAAGAAGAAGAGGAAGAAGAAUCUUUUCAAGAUUUCUUUCUAUUCGAAACCGAAGGAGCUGUACUUCGAUCAGAUCCGAAAUCUUUCAGAUCGAUGCCAGAAAAUCUUUGCCCAGCCGGAUUGGUGCCAUUUCUCGAGGACAAGCGUGGGAUUCCGCGCUCGUGCAACGAUAACUCAAUUUUUUUAUUUAUUCAAAAUUUUUAUGGUUGUCCAACGGGAUAUCACUGCGGAAAGAACAAGAUUUGCUGUGGAGCGCCCGGGAUUUGCCCCGAGUACUUCUACGCGCUCAAGGAUGAUUACGGUCGUUACACAUCCUGUGUGAAAUCGACGAUUGGCCUUUGCCCCAACGAGUCACUUUGUAUGGAGACAACUACAGUAUCCCAGAGACUAUGCUGCGUACAGUUCGAGUACGCUUGCCCGAUGCGAGACGCUAAACCGUGGCCGGCCGCUGAUCGACCAAAGAUGUGUACACUUGCUGACUUGUCGACAUGCCCCAAUUCGGCUCAAUGCAUGCCCAGUAGCGUAGCCGGUACGACAAUCUGUUGCGAGCGAUCGUUGAGCGAAGUUCGAAGUUUCUCCGCAAUUGGCACCGAGCCAAGCAAAGACGAAAAAGAAGAAAGUUGUCCACCAGGAUGGACACCAUACAAUCAAGAGAAAAUCAUUUGUUCCCCAUCAAAGGCAUCUCCAUGCCCCGGAAAAUCCGCUUGUCUUCGCGCCGCUUCCACUCAAACUCAGCACAUUUGUUGCUCUCCCGGCUCAGUGACCGUACCAUUCUUUGGUGAUCGAUGUCCAGUGAAUCGUUCAAGGAUUGAAUUGAUCAACGGGGCACCAAGGCGAUGCUCUGCCUAUAGUCCUGAGUGUUCGGAUGGGUACACUUGCCAGCUUUCAUACCUCCGUAAGCACAUGCUCUGCUGCUCGACUACAGUACGCGCCCAGCAACCAGCACAGCUUCAAUUCACGUGUCCACAAAUCGGUCAAACGCCAGUCGUUUCUCAGCAAGGGAACAACGUUUUCUGCAGUAAUGCCGGACAAAGAGACGUUUGCCCAAUCAAUUCUUUAUGCGUUUCGGCAGCGAACAGUCAAGGAUUGCUCAUUUGCUGCUUCAGCUCGCCGACCAAUGUCCAACCGAUUUGCCCGAACAACGGCCAACCGCAGCCGAGUCUUGGCGGCAGCUUUGUCGCUUGUGAUAUCACGAAUCCGAUUUGCAACACUGGAUUCACGUGUGUCCGCGCGUCGAACGAUUUUCAGACAACUCUCUGCUGUGCGCCGGGCACAAACCCGAGCAGUCCGAUUUGCCCAAAUCAGCAAACUGUUCAAUUGACAAACGGUCAGCCAACUUUCUGCAAUCCGUCAAUAAUUUCCGGGUGCUCGACGGGUUUCACGUGUACCCAAGCGGCGAAUAUGGCUGGAACAUUUAUCUGUUGCAGUGCUGCUGGCAUAUCGACUUGUCCCGCGAAUUUCAGCCCCAGUUUGGACAAUCUUGGAAACCAGAUCUUCUGCACACCAACAAAUACAGCCGGUUGCCCAGGCGGAUCGCAGUGUCUCCAAUCGCCGAAUAAUCCCGCGUUUUUCUUGUGUUGCAGGUCCACAAUAGCGCCUCGAGUUUGUCCAAAUGGGCAAAGUGCGUUGUUGGGUCCAAAUGGGAAUCUCGUUUCGUGCACUGGACCGGGAGCGCCUUGUAGUCAACCGAACUACAUUUGCACUUUAUCCCCAGUGCUCGCUCAAUAUUACUGUUGUGGUGUGAGUACACAAGUUGCUGUUUGUGCCGACGGACGAGAGACCUAUCAACAGAUCUCCGGUUCAACAUAUUCCUGUAGUCCGCUUCAAGUUCCCACCGGUUGCCCAAUCGGCUACGAUUGUGCACAAAGCAGCGUUCUGGGCACCUACGUCUGUUGCCGAACGAUCGUCACAACAAUCUCUCCAUUGAAUCAAUGCCCAAGCGGUUGGAAUGGCUAUCGAAAUGAAGUCACUGGUGAGAGUCGCACGUGCACUGGGCCCUUUGAUAUGAGUUGUCCAACCGGCUACUCUUGUACUCCGACGACAAACUCGUUUCUUGGCGGUACUUCGUCAUUCGCUUGUUGCAGAUUGGCCACUACACUUCGUUGUAUCACUGGGCAACCGCUACUAAUGAACAAUCAACCACGUUUAUGUUCUUCACAACGACUCAAUCAAUGUCCACCCUCUUACACGUGUCAACAAUCGACUGUGCCAUCGAUCACGAUUUGCUGCACCAAUAUUCCUUUUCCAUUGUCGAGGGACAGCAGUUUACUGUGCUCGGACGGUUCGCAGCCGGCUUUCGUCGGGACAAGUGUGCAAUACUGCAGUGAUGUGGGUGUUCAAUCGACUUGUCCCUCAUCGUAUUUGUGUCAACAAAACACUUCAGGGCGUAAUUUAUGCUGUAGGGUUAGGCGAGCUCGAAUCGCGUCGAGUAAACGAAUCGAGAAAAGCGGGACGAACGACUCGCAAUGGGUUUGCGGAGUGGGCACGAUUGCUCAAUUGAACGGCGGUGAUCCGAUCAAAUGCGGUGAUGAUCGGGAUUGCAAAAAGCCAAACUCCUGUCUUCAAUCACCUUUCCAUUCAAAUUCUUCUUUCUGUUGUCAGCGAGCCGUUUGCCCGUCCGGAGUUUCUUUAGCGAAAAUGGGCAGAACUUGUCAAAAUGAUGGAGACUGCGGAGAGAACUCGCAAUGCCAGCGAUCAGCCAAUAUUCCGCGCAUUUCUCUCUGCUGUGCGACAAAAGUUCCAGUGGUAACACGUUGCACGAAUAGAGAAACGCAAAUGAUCCAAGGUCGUCCAGUGUCCUGUAUUGUGUUUGGUUUCAUUCACGAGUCGAUUCGGCAGCUGAUCAUACGGAAAUACGGCGAAGAUUUGUGGUUGCAGAUAUUAUCAAGAGCUGGUUUCGAGAACGGUAAAGAAAACGUCGUUAACCAUUACUACAAUGAUUCGGACACGUAUCUCUUGGUAGACUCUGUGAGCGCGAUUACGAAGCUUUCCCGAGAGCAAGUCUGGGAGAUGUACGGCACGUUUCUGAUCGUUUACACGAUGGAGUUGGGCUGGGACGAGCUGGUGCGCAGUAUGAGCCCGAAUUUGAAGGGUUUUCUCGACAGUCUAGACUCUUUGCACUACUUUAUCGAUCACGUUGUGUACAAGGCGAAUUUGAGGGGCCCGUCUUUUCGAUGCGAGCAGAACGUGGACGGGACGAUCACUCUGCAUUAUUUCACCGGACGGCCUGGUCUAUACCCGAUUGUGAAAGGAGUGCUGAAAGAGGUGGCUCGUUGCGUGUUCAACAUCGAGAUCUCGUUGACGAUCACUGGCGAGGGUGAGCCGUUGCACAUGUCGUUGAGCGAUUUCUCGACACUCCUUCCGUAUCACGUGAUCUUCGAUGAGGAUUGCAAAUUGGUGCAAGUCGGGAAAGAGUUGUACAAUCACGUGCCGAAAGAUCUCCUCCAACCGGGUACUCCAAUCAUGCGAAUGUUCGAGUUAACACGACCGCAAAUCCCUUUUGAUUUUGAUAAUGUGUGCAAUUUCAUCAACGCCGUUUUCGUGUUACAAGUGCGCACGGCGCCCACCGAUUUGCGACGGCAACGCGAGGCUGAAGCUGCUCAGGCUGGCGAGGGUUAUUCAUCCGGUGCUCAUUUAAAGCUGAAGGGUCAAAUGAUGAGAUUGGCGUCGGGGAAAUUUAUCAUUUACCUCUGCUCACCGUAUGUGACAUCUAUUCAAGAGUUAAUGGAUUUCGGGAUGAGGUUGACAGCGAUGCCGCUUCACGACGCGACACGCGAUUUGAUUCUGCUCAAUCAGCAACGACUUAGCGAUGUGGAAGUGAAUCUCCAACUUGAAGCGAACAACGAGCAACUUGAGGCAAUGGCCAAGGAUUUGGAGGUCGAGCACUCUCGCUCGGACAUCAUUUUGAAAGAUAUGUUGCCCACACAGAUUGCCAAUCAACUGCUAAAUGGGGAACACAUUGAGCCUUGCGAGUACGAGGAGGCAACGGUGAUGUUCUCGGAUAUUCCAAAUUUCUCCUCAAUCCUCCCGCAAACAAACCCGAAAGAGAUCGUGCAAUUGCUAAACGAUUUGUUCACGCGUUUCGAUCGAUUGAUCUCGUUUCAUCAGGUCUACAAAGUGGAAACAGUUGGCGAUAGCUAUGUGACAGUUUGCGGGAUUCCUGAGUUCAUCCCGCAGCACUGCGAGUUCAUUUGUCACACAGCGUUGGGAAUGAUUUGGGAAGCUCGUUCAGUAUUGGAUCCGAUCGCGAAAAGCCCAUUGCAAAUUCGAAUCGGCAUCCACUCGGGUCCGCUGGUCGCUGGGGUGGUUGGCUCGAAAAUGCCGAGAUACAGUCUUUUCGGCGAGACGGUCACGAUGGCAUCGCGACUCGAAACGCACGGAUUGCCCGGGAAAAUUCAUUGCAGCGAUCGAGCGUUUAAAUGCGCUAAUGAAACAGGCCGUUUCGAGUUUCAGUCACGCGGUCGGAUCACGAUCAAGGGGAAAGGAGAGAUGGAUACCUAUUUUCUUCUUCGGAGCAACAAGAAAAGUGUUUGGGAGAUCGUGCACAGAGAGCGCGACGUGAAUUUAAACAGCAUUGAUGGGUAUGACGAGCUGGAGUCAGGCACCGAAUUCGCCGACGUGAAAAAGGAGAAUGAGACGAUGCGCCCUGUCAAAGAAUCGAAAACAUGCUCGAUUCAA